Messenger RNA from Cuscuta epithymum, 2218 nucleotides. The record is from the annotation of a GenBank genome assembly. Lineage: Eukaryota; Viridiplantae; Streptophyta; Magnoliopsida; Solanales; Convolvulaceae.
GAAAAACGGACAUAAUUUUAAGAGAAUCCAACAAAACCGGCAUGAUUGAUGUUCAAUAAUUCAUGCUGAACUUCCACGCACAGGUCUGCGGGAUCAAAUAGAGUCCGGAUUCGGAAGGGAUGCGAUCAUCUACAUGCUCGUUGAAACUUGUUUUUGACUUGAGGAACCGGAGGCCUUGAUCGUUGCCUGAAAGUUCGAGUCUUUGCACUAUGAUUUCGACUGUGAAGCAAUCUGGGGCACAAGCAAUCCUCCGUCCUGAUCUCCUCCGUCCAAAGCCUCCGUCACUGGCUCCCAAUUUACGUUUCCUUCCGCCUCUCCCGGCGGUGAAGCACUCCCGGAGCUUUAUAGUUUCGUUAGCCAAGCCACUCCACGUUUCUUCUGUCGAGGCCUUUGGAAGUUUAAAGCAGAGAUCUCGAGGGGAUGAUCAUGAGAAUCGUGGUCUGGUCGCGUGCAACGCCCAGGAGGCCGAUGGACAGCAGCCGGUGAAUGAUUCGGCGGCCAAACUUGAGGCUGCUAGGAAGGUGAAGAUCGGGAUCUACUUCGCUACUUGGUGGGCUUUGAAUGUGGUCUUCAAUAUAUACAACAAGAAGGUUCUGAAUGCAUUCCCUUUUCCCUGGUUGACCUCCACGCUCUCGCUUGCUGCUGGAUCUCUUAUUAUGCUUAUAUCUUGGACUUUGAGGAUCGUUGAAACUCCUAAUACUGAUCUGGACUUCUGGAAGACCCUCUUCCCGGUUGCAGUUGCGCACACCAUUGGGCAUGUGGCAGCUACUGUGAGUAUGUCAAAGGUGGCGGUUUCCUUCACUCACAUUAUCAAAAGUGGGGAACCAGCUUUCAGUGUUCUGGUUUCAAGGUUCAUCCUGGGAGAAAGCUUUCCGCCAUCUGUUUACUUGUCACUGAUUCCAAUUAUUGGUGGAUGCUCCCUUGCCGCUCUUACUGAGUUGAACUUCAACAUGAUUGGCUUUAUGGGUGCCAUGAUUUCGAACUUGGCCUUCGUUUUCCGAAACAUAUUUUCCAAGAGAGGCAUGAAGGGGAAGGCUGUUAGUGGAAUGAACUACUAUGCUUGCUUGUCUAUCCUAUCUCUUGUAAUUCUCACCCCAUUUGCACUUGCCGUGGAGGGAAAACAGAUGUGGGCAGUUGGGUUUGAAAAAGCUUUUUCCCAAAUCGGACCGAAUAUCAUAUGGUGGAUGUUGGCCCAGAGUGUGUUUUAUCAUCUCUACAAUCAAGUGUCAUACAUGUCUCUGGAUGAGAUAUCUCCUUUGACUUUCAGUAUCGGAAACACCAUGAAGCGAAUUUCUGUUAUCGUGUCAUCCAUCAUUAUCUUCCGGACACCGGUCCAGCCUGUCAAUGCUCUCGGAGCAGCUAUUGCUGUCUUUGGGACUUUCUUGUAUUCACAGGCAAAGCAGUGAAGACUGAAGACCAAGACUUGGGCAAACAUGGAGUGAGGGAGUAAUCAGAAUCCCAUUUUGGGAUUGCCCUAGCUGUGGAACGGCUUUGUCUGUAGAUAGCAAAUAAGAAGUUGAGGAGUUAGUUACUCGAACUGUAAGAUACAAAGAUAGAUUACGCAGUUCAUUGUAAUUUUGCAUUUUACACUUCCAUAUUGGCAGAUUUUAGAGAAGAAUGUUGACCUGUGUGGGCUUAAGUUACUUGUUUAAGGACUGGGCUUUGGUUCUUUGUCCGGCCCAUAUGAGCCCAACUUGUAUUAGAAGUCCUUAAUUAAUUAUUUAAUCCUGUUUGCUUGGUCCAAAAUUUCUUGAGAGAAAACCUUGGCAACGUUUAGUUUUACUCUGCUUUGAUGUUUUGUAGUUUUCUUUGUAACAUAACAUUCUAAUUAGUUUUCUUUGUAACAUAACAUUAUAUGCGCACUCAACUUUUGUCUAUACGCACUCAAAAUACCUCUUGCUGGACAAGUUUGUCUAGACUCUAGAGUCUAGAUCACCCUCCGGGAGUCCGGGUGCACGUUUUUUCAAUUUUGUUUAUGAAUUUAAGGGAAAAGGCCCAUCUCGCUAGCUGUGUUUUUUGUUUAACAACUUAACAAGUAUUCUUUCCAUUAUUCAUUCAAAAAAAAAGUAUUCUUUCCAUUAUUGUGUGCCUUUUUAUAUUAUAUUUUUAACAAGCACAGUUCUCGUGGUAUAAUGGAGUGUUGGUAUAAUGGUAUCUAUUUGUUUGCAGUUUUGCACUCUUUUUCAAACAAAAUGUUUUAAAACUAGGACAAUCAACA